Messenger RNA from Phytophthora sojae, 5121 nucleotides. RefSeq lists its product as hypothetical. Lineage: Eukaryota; Oomycota; Peronosporomycetes; Peronosporales; Peronosporaceae. The transcript has 3 exons. Bases 1 to 5121 code for a protein of 1706 amino acids. The record is from RefSeq and is a predicted model, not a curated record.
AUGUUCCUCGAGAGCCAAAUCGCGUUCGACGUCAAGUCCGACUUCAGUCUGCUCAACUCGGGCCAGGAGAUCAUGCUCCGCGUGCGGGGCAAGAACAACCUGUGUAUCGAUGAUGGCGGUGGCUGGGCCCCAGGCACCUCCAAGUUCACCAACAAGCCGUGCAACCCGAGCAGCCCCAACCAGAUCUUCAAGUACAACGCGGCCACCAAGGAGUUCGCCAGCGUCUACAAGACCGGACUGUGCAUCGACGACGGUGGCUCGUGGAACGCGGCCGGGACCAAGGCUCACCUGUGGUACUGCGACCCGAACAACCAGAACCAGUGGUUCGUCAUGGACCCCAACACCCUGAUGCUCAAGAACCCAGUCAAGAACAACCUGUGCUUCGACGACGGUGGCGGCGCCACGGCCGGCUCCUCCAAGUACGUUAUGUGGUACUGCGACAACAACAACGGCAACCAGCACUUCGAGGUUCUGUCACGCGCUGCCGUGGCGGCCGAGAAGAAGGCGAAGGUCGGAACCACCAUGUACGACCUCAUGGUCUCCGGCCAGGAGAUCAUGUUCAAAGUGCGUGGCAAGAACAACCUCUGUGUCGACGACGGCGGCAGCUUCAACGCGGCCACGACCAAGUUCGUCGACAUGCCGUGCAACCCGAACAGCGUGAACCAAGUCUUCAAGUACAGCAUCAAGACGGGCGAGUUCGAGAGCGCCAACAAGCCUGGACUGUGCAUCGACGACGGCGGUUCGUGGAAUGCCGCCGGUACUAAAGCUCACCUAUGGUACUGCGACAUCAACAACCAGAACCAGUGGUUCGACGUGGAUGAAACGACCAUGAUGUUCAAGAACCCGGUGAAGGACAACUUGUGUCUCGACGACGGAGGCGGCACCAAUGCCGGUGCGACCCGAUACGUCAUGUGGUACUGCGACAACAACAACGGUAACCAGCACUUCGACGUGGUCUCGCGUGCUGCUCUGCUCGAGGAGAAGAAGAAGACUGGCCCUACCCCGUACGAUAUGCUCUUGUCUGGCGAGGAGAUCAUGUUCCGCGUUCGUGGCAAGAACAACCUCUGCGUUGACGAUGGCGGUGGCUGGGGCGCUGCCGUGACCAAGUUCACGGACAAGCCGUGCAACCCUGACAGCCCCAACCAGGUCUACAAGUACAACAUCAGGACGCUUGAGUUCGAGAACGUCAACAAGCCGGGCUUGUGUAUCGAUGACGGUGGCUCGUGGGACCCCGCGGGCUCUACGGCGCACUUGUGGUACUGCGACGCCAACAACCAGAACCAAUGGUACGUGCUGGACGAAGCGCAGCUAAUGCUGCGCAACCCGAUGAAGGAGUACCUGUGCUUUGAUGACGGAGGCGGCACAACCGCGGGCGCCACCAAGUUCGUCAUGUGGAAGUGUGACAUCAACAACGGCAACCAGCACUUCGAGAUCCUCUCGCGCGCGGCCAUGCUCGAGGAGAAGAAGAAGAGGCUCGGCCUGACCCCGUACGACAUUCUCACGUCGGGCCAAGAGAUCAUGCUUCGUGUCCGUGGGAAGAGCAACCUGUGUGUCGAUGAUGGAGGCGGCUACACGGCUGGGGCCACCAAGUUUUCCGACCAGCCUUGCAACCCCGACAGCCCCAACCAGGUCUUCAAGUACAACGUCAAGACGCGCGAGUUCGAGAACGUUAACAAGCCGGGCCUAUGCAUCGACGACGGCGGUUCGUGGAACGCCGCUGGAAGCACUGCGCACUUGUGGUGGUGCGACCCGAACAACCAGAACCAGUGGUUUGUUCUUGACGAAGAGACUAUGAUGUUGCACAACCCGAUGAAGCCCAACCUGUGCUUCGACGACGGCGGUGCCACGUCCGCGGGCGCGACCAAGUUCGUCAUGUGGUGGUGCGACAACAACAACGGCAACCAGCACUUUGAUAUUCUGCCUAGGGCCGAUGUGAUUGAAGCACGGAGGAAGAAGAGGAUCGCAGCUGGUAUUGAUGACGACCUGGAUCUGCUCAACUCUGGCCAGAAGCUCAUGCUGCGUGUUCGUGGCAAGAACAACCUCUGUGUCGACGAUGGUGGAGGCCGCUCGAACGGUGCUACCAAGUUCAACGACCAGCCGUGUGACCCGACCAGCCCCAACCAGAUUUUCACGUACGACGCGAAGACGAAGCAGUUCAAGAGUGCCAACAAGCCAGGCCUGUGCAUGGACGACGGUGGCGCUUGGAACGCGGCCGGAUCGCAGGCCCACCUGUGGGAUUGCGACCCGAACAACCAGAACCAGUGGUUCGUGCUCGACGAAGACACCAUGAUGCUGAAGAACCCGGCCAAGCCCAACUUGUGCUUCGAUGACGGCGGUGGCACUACGGCCGGCGCGACCAAGUUCGUCAUGUGGUACUGCGACAACAACAACCCGAACCAGCACUACGAGAUCCUGUCCCAGGCCAAGAUGAUCGAUGAGCGGAAGCAGAGACUGAUCGCUGCAGGCCUGGACGAUGAGAUCGAUCUUCUGACUUCGGGCCAGCCGGUCAUGCUGCGUGUCCGUGGCAAGAACAACCUCUGCGUCGACGAUGGAGGAGGCCGCUCCAAUGGUGCGACCAAGUUCGUGGACAAGACGUGCAACCCCAGCAGUCCCAACCAGAUCUUCACGUACGACGCCAACACGCGCCUGUUCCAGAGUGUCAACAAGCCAGGCCUGUGCAUGGACGACGGUGGUGGCUGGAGCGCGGCUCAAACUACUGCUCACCUGUGGCAGUGUGACCCGAACAACCAAAACCAAUGGUUUGUGUGGGAUGAGAACACCAUGAUGCUUCGCAAUCCGGCCAAGAACAACCUGUGCUUUGAUGACGGUGGCGGCACUACGCCCGGUGCGACCAAGUACUGGCUGUGGGGAUGUGACAACAACAACCCGAACCAGCAUUUCGAAGUUUUGUCUGCUGCUGCCAUGGCCGCGGAGAAGAAGAAGGCCAGGAUCGCUGCUGGUAACACGGCAGUCGACAUUCUUGCUACCGGCCAGGAGAUCAUGCUCCGAGUGCGUGGCAAGAACAACCUGUGCGUUGACGACGGUGGAGGCCGCUCGAACGGCCAGACCAAGUUUGUGGAUCAGCCGUGCAACCCGGACAGCCCCAACCAGAUCUUCAAGUACGACUCGAUGACUCACCAGUUCAAGAGUGUCAACAAGCCUGGCCUGUGCAUGGAUGACGGUGGCUCAUGGAAUGCUGCGGGCUCUCAGGCCCACCUGUGGGACUGCGACCCGAACAACCAGAACCAGUGGUUCACCAUGGACGAGGACACCUUGAUGCUUCGUAACCCUGUCAAGGACAACCUGUGCUUCGAUGACGGUGGCGGUACUACGGCCGGUGCUACGAGGUAUGUGAUGUGGACCUGCGACGAGAACAACCCGAACCAGCACUUUGAAGUGCUGCCCCGAGCGAUCAUGCUUGCUGAGAAGAGGAAGCGCCUCAUCGCGGCGGGUGUUGACGAUGAUGUCGACCUCCUCAGCUCGGGCCAGCCACUCAUGCUUCGUGUUCGUGGUAAGGACAACCUUUGCGCCGAUGAUGGUGGUGGCCACUCCAACGGAGAGACCAAGUUCGAGGACCAGCCCUGCGACCCGACCAGUCCCAACCAGAUCUUCACGUACGACACGGUGACGCACCAGUUCAAGAGUGUGAACAAACCCGGUUUGUGUCUGGACGACGGUGGUGGGUGGAGUGCAGCUCAGACGACGGCGCAUUUGUGGGAUUGCGACCCGAACAACCAAAACCAAUGGUUCAUCCUGGACCAGGACAACAUGAUGCUACAGAACCCUGUGAAGCCCAACUUGUGCUUCGAUGAUGGCGGUGGCACAGCUCCUGGGGCUAGUAAUAAGUACUGGUUGUGGACCUGCGACAACGCCAACCAGAACCAGCACUUCGAGAUCAUCUCUCAUGCUUCGUUGCAGGGAACCGGUCCAGUCCCCGCUCCUCCUACGCCCGGCGCUGACUACAUGCAGAUGAUCGAGUCUGGCAUCAAGGUUUUGAUUCGGGCUCGCAGCAAGAACAACCUGUGUCUGGAUGACGGUGGCGGCCACUCGAAUGGCGAGACCAAGUUCGUGUACCAGCCGUGUGACCCCAACAGCCCGAACCAGAUCUUCUCGUACGACGUCAACAUGCGUGAAUUCCGGAGUGUCAACAAGCCGGGUCUGUGUCUCGACGACGGUGGUGGCUGGAACGCUGGCGAUAGCACGGCUCACUUGUGGGAGUGCGACCCCGGUAACAUGAACCAGUGGUUCGUGACCGACGCGGACACCAUGCUGUUCCACAACCCGGCGAAACCAGGCUUGUGCUUUGACGACAUGGGCUCCAUGAACCCGGGCCAGUCGAACUUCGUCAUGUGGUACUGCGCCGCGGACAGCCCGAACCAGCAGUUCGAAGUGGUGCCUCAGUGGGAGCUGCUCGGGACGGACAACAACUUGCCAAUCCCCAAUGCUCCCGUUAUCAGGAAGGCCGACCUGCCGCUGGCCGACUACGGAGACCGCGACUGGAACCUGCUGGCGCCGUCGAACGACACGCUCUUGAUCAUCAACAAGGACGACUCGCCGAUCAUCUCGGCGGCCAAGAUCUUCAAGUACUUGCAGACUAUCAAGGAACACGCCGACGUGGAGCACCAGGUGACGAUGGACCGCUACAAGCGCACCUUCCAGUGUGCGACCGACGGCCUGAAGACGCUGGCCAAGGACGCGGUGACGAGCGACGAGUACCACGUGCUGGUGCAGUGGAUGUACGACCACUGCGCGGCCGGAGCGACCGGUGUGAAGCCCGCCGAGAACCCGUCCGGAUCCAUCUCGGACGAUGUGCUCAAGGGCGACGACGUGGCCGUGCUCGUGAACGACGACAAGAUCAACCGGCAGUUCAUGACCAAGCUGGACUUCUACUACGAGAUCAAGAACCACUACGCGGACAAGAACGCGGAGCUGGUGGGCAACGCGGCGGUGGCCAACUUGCGGUCGUCGGAGACGCUGAAACUGGAGAAGAAGCUGGUGGACUGCAUCGAGGAGGCCUCGGAGCGCUUCGGUUACAAGCAGGACCAGACGUCCAACGAAGACCCCGAAGACCGCCUCAAGCAGGCCAUCGCAUGGGUGCAUGACACGUGCAUGGCUUCGUAA